CAAGCAUAGAUUCGUGCAUGUUCCAUCAUCUUCUCAAUUCCUUUUCCACGUUAACCUUCAAUCGAUAAGGUUCCUGCUGAAGUCCAGUGCUAGUUAAAAGUAAAUUUAUCAGUGUUAAAUAUCCGUUAAAUUCAACCGGAAGCUUAUUUUAAAGAUUACUUUUGAAACGAGUGAAUAGUUAUCAAUAUCUGUCAUUACUACAAUUGUGAAUGGCGCUAUGCAGCAUGUGGGUCAAAAGAGGACCCAGCCGUAUCUUUUCUGCUGUGCUUAAUUUGUCUUAUAAACAGAACGGUAGUAGUUCUUUCAAAUCCAAUGGCUUCAGUAGUCAGAAGAGUGGUGGAUAUGAUGGUGGCAAAUUCCAGAGAAAUGGUUAUGGUAGAAAAAAUGAUUUUGGAGGUCAAAGGAAUGGAUACGGAAAUAAUAGUUGGAAGAACAGCAACAGUGGUGGAUGGAAGGAUCAGAAUGGCUUGCAAACCAUCAACUGGGACACUAAAAAUUUGAUGCCUUUUGAGAAAAAUUUUUAUGAGCCCCAUCCGGCAGUGAAGAAAAGAUCACCCUAUGAAGUAGAACAGUAUCGUCAAUCUAAGGAAAUAACAAUUGAUGGGGAUGCCCCAAGUCCAAUCCAGAACUUUGAUGAAGCCAAUUUUCCGGAUUAUGUCAUGGAACAAAUAAAGGCACAAGGUUAUACAAAUCCUACUGCUAUACAGGCUCAAGGAUGGCCUUUAGCAUUAAGUGGUAAAAAUAUGGUGGGAAUUGCUCAAACUGGUUCUGGGAAAACAUUGGCCUAUAUUUUACCAGCUAUUGUUCAUAUUAAUAACCAACAACAACUCUCUAGAGGUGAUGGUCCAAUAGCUCUAGUUCUUGCUCCUACCAGGGAGUUGGCGCAGCAAAUUCAACAAGUUGCAAACGAGUUCGGCCAUUCCACUUAUGUACGCAACACAUGUAUAUUUGGGGGAGCUCCUAAAGGGCCCCAAGCGCGCGACUUGGAACGUGGUGUUGAAAUUGUUAUCGCUACCCCAGGAAGGCUGAUCGACUUUUUAGAGAAAGGGACCACAAAUCUGCAGAGAUGUACUUACCUUGUUUUGGAUGAAGCUGAUCGUAUGCUUGAUAUGGGCUUCGAACCUCAGAUUCGAAAAAUCCUUGGUCAGAUCAGGCCGGACAGACAAACUUUGAUGUGGUCUGCAACUUGGCCAAAGGAAGUGAAAAAACUUGCACAAGAUUUCUUAAAUGAUUACGUACAAAUCAACAUAGGCUCUCUUCAACUUUCCGCAAAUCACAACAUACUUCAGAUAGUAGACGUUUGUCAAGAGAAUGAGAAGGAAUUUAAAUUGAACAAUCUUCUUCAAGAAAUAGGAGACAGUGUAGAUAAAGAUGCAAAAGUGAUAAUAUUUGUAGAAACCAAACGAAAAGUAGAAGAUAUUACUAGAACAAUUAGGAAAUUUGGAUGGCCCGCUGUUUGUAUGCAUGGUGACAAGAGCCAACAGGAGAGAGAUUAUGUAUUGAGACAAUUCCGAAAUGGAAAAUCAUCAAUUUUAGUAGCUACAGAUGUUGCAGCAAGAGGUUUAGAUGUUGAUGGCAUCAAAUUUGUGAUCAAUUAUGAUUAUCCCAACUCGUCAGAGGAUUACAUCCAUAGAAUUGGUAGGACAGGACGUUCAGACACCACAGGAACUUCUUAUGCCUUCUUCACAUCGAAUAACUCAAAGCAGGCGAAAGAUCUUGUUUCAGUGUUAAAGGAAGCCAAUCAGAUUGUUAACCCCAAAUUGGAAGAGAUGGCUAAAAGAUUUGGAGGAUACAGUGGUGGAAAUGGAAGAUGGGGGGGUGGAUUCAGAGGAUCAUACAGAGGCAGGGAAAACCAACCCAAAAGAAUGAAAUGGUAAAAAAAGAUAAUGAAAAGGAUCUGACAGUAUUUCAAGAUGCAUUCCAAUGUGCGUCACAUAGUAAAUUAUUUAUUUAAGACCUUUUUAUUGUGAUACACCCAUUUAUGUACAUAUCUGUUUUCUUGUGAAUAUAACCUUAAACUCUGUACACUGUACAAAUUAGAAAAGUGUUUUUUUUUUACUCUGAUGUCGACAGAUUCAUCAAAACAAAUAAAGAAACCAAAGAAA
This is a messenger RNA of Coccinella septempunctata (seven-spotted ladybird), 2105 nucleotides long. It is a transcript of the gene Rm62, whose product is annotated as ATP-dependent RNA helicase p62-like. The transcript has 8 exons. The record is from RefSeq and is a predicted model, not a curated record. The coding region runs from base 210 to 1877 and encodes 555 amino acids. Gene Ontology annotation, molecular function: RNA helicase activity; RNA binding; ATP binding. Gene Ontology annotation, cellular component: cytoplasm; ribonucleoprotein complex; nucleus. Lineage: Eukaryota; Metazoa; Arthropoda; Insecta; Coleoptera; Coccinellidae.